UCUAUUCUUAGCUUCCCUUCCUUGACUCCCAACACUUCCCCCUUCCUCCCUUGUCACUUCUACGCGAACCUUCGUGCAGCACUUUCAAUUAGCUCUCGGACCCGCAGUACAGGGAGUAUAGUCCUCCACGGCAUCGCUAAAAGUCCCCGACUGAAUCACAUCUUAUGGUUGUUCCGGUUUGUUGUCUAUCGUGUUCCCAUCACACACCAAUCAAUACCACCACAUCAGCAAAUUAUCGCGGCCUGCUUUUAGCGGCUUGAUCGUCAGCAUCGUCGAGGUCACAACCGCAGAGUAAUCAUGACCACCACAAAUUUCUCCAAUCCCAACUCUUUAGAUGUGUUGACAUCUACGGUCAAUCGGACGCUCGUUGACACAGCCCGGUACUUCAACUCGCAUGGGAAAUUGCAGUACAGUGCACAGCUCAAACGCUCAAUGCCUGUUGCACACGAGCAAUUCCAGACCGCUUUGGAUAAUCUCUCAGAGCAGAUAUUCAUUGCUAAGGCGUUCCUAGAACGAGACUAUGAGGCAAUCAAAGCGCGGAAAGCCGCACUUCAUCCCGCCGAAGAUUCCAUGAUGGAGGACGUGGUAGUGAAGCUAGAGCCAGAAACAGCUCCCCGCACUCAGGAAACACCAGUCGUAGCCACGAACGCCGAUGCCAUUAAAGCCGAGCCCGCAGAAGAUGAAGUUGUGCCGAAGCCGCAAAUUGACCGGGAUGCCAAACAGUCAGGCUUGAUUGAUCCAGUUGUCAAGGAAGAUAAAGUUGACAACAGAGCUCCCGCCCCUGCCAUAUCUGGACAGCCGUUCACCGGACCGGAAGAGCUCAACUUCGACACCAUGCUCCCCAAUACGGGCCCCAAUGAUUUCGAUCUGAAUCUUGAUUUUGGCGACGACUCGGUUGGCAAUGAUGACUUUCUUGCAGGCUCUCACCUGGUUUCUGCCGCUCCUGGCAAUGAAGCCAACGAGCCAUCUGGUAACACCGCCGCUGAAUUAGUGAGCACGGACAACCUGAACGCUGCUGUGCCUGCAGGCGGGGAUGCAUUUGACCUGGAACUGCAAAAAGCCGAGGCAUUCUCUACCCAAGCCAAUACCCUCACAGGGCAACCGUUGGAUGGUCCGGGAGGUGGAAACCUCGAAGAUGUCAUGGCGCCAGGAGAAUCCAGCUUUGAUGAUCUAUUCAUGGAAAAUGAUAACUUCGGAGGGGAUGGUACCGGGGAUGCGAGUCUACUAGAGGGUGACGGAUUGGUGGACAUCAAUGAUUUGGACGAUAGCUGGUUUACAUGAUUACGUUCGUGGCAGUUGCAGUAGGAUGCAUACUGCUCACGAUGCAAUUCAUGAGUGGCGACAGGGGUGCAUUGGAGUUCAACAAUAUAGGCAGUUCCACUUUGGAGCAAUCCCCGCAAUUAUGGCUUUCAAGCUAAGCGGAAAAGACUCCAUUCUUUUCGCGAAUGCCUCUUCAUUACU
Messenger RNA from Aspergillus saccharolyticus JOP 1030-1, 1461 nucleotides. RefSeq lists its product as uncharacterized. The record is from RefSeq and is a predicted model, not a curated record. The coding region runs from base 298 to 1281 and encodes 327 amino acids. NCBI's taxonomy places the organism in Eukaryota, Fungi, Ascomycota, Eurotiomycetes, Eurotiales, Aspergillaceae. The transcript is spliced from 3 exons.